AUGCCUCGAAUUAUGCGUCAAGGACUCGACAAAGUCAAAGAACUGCUUCGCUCAGUAAAGGGCAUACUCAAGGAGGAGCCGGAUACAGGCCAGAAACUGGAUGAGGCACGUCGGAAACUGGAUAAGGCCUUGGAAGUAAUGGACAGACUGCCAACUUUGGCAGCCAGCAGCUUAAGGGAACCAGAUGUCACGGAUAUAUUCGGUCUAUCAUAUGAUAAAAGAUCACCUGAAAUAUGGAAGAUCGACGAACGUGAUCUUAUUCCAGUACCAGAAGCUCUCUUGUCCCGUAUUGAAGAGAUGGAAAAGGUCCGAGGAAUACAUCCUAUAAACGAGGCGACGGUUCGAUGGCGAUUAGAUAUCAUUCUCCAGUAUUGUGUUAGGCUCGAGCAGCAACGUGUCGCUGAUAUAGAUCCGACCACAUCAGAGAGGCCUAUUACUCUCACCGCCGAAACGCAACUGGAAUGCAGGAUAAUGUAUAAGAAGCAACCUGUCCUCCUGUCUGGAAAGGCAGACUAUAGUAUCUGGUAUGAAGACCACGGAAUGUCAACAAAUUUAGUGAUAUGUGAAGCUAAAGACCUUGGGCAUGCAUCCAUUGGUAUCCCUCAAUGCCUAGCGUAUAUGGGUAUGGUAAAUGACAUUCGUCGACGGGAAGACAGAAUAAACUCUAUGGUCUAUGGAUGUGUUACGGAUGGACAAGGGUUUACCUUUCUACGCAUCGACAAUGACCAUAAGUACUCUGUAUGGAACAGCCAACGGUGGGAUAACGGCUUUCCAGAGAGAGACAAAAUAUGGACUCACUUGGUCCGUAUGACGAGAUGUGCUAGUGCGUUAUCGCCAAGGACGUCGGUGAAGAAAGUACAUCGAGCAGUGGAUGAUACGACAAGGGGGCAGAAGCACUGGAGGCUCCAUUUCGGUAGCAGUGAGCGGUCAGAUGAAAUGAUGAGUAUGUAG
Messenger RNA from Paecilomyces variotii, 951 nucleotides. RefSeq lists its product as hypothetical. Bases 1 to 951 code for a protein of 316 amino acids. The transcript has 4 exons. The record is from RefSeq and is a predicted model, not a curated record. Lineage: Eukaryota; Fungi; Ascomycota; Eurotiomycetes; Eurotiales; Thermoascaceae.